AUGCUAUCGUUAUCAUCAUCAUCAUCCCCCGGAAGCUCCCUCUUAUGGCGGAACCCUACAGCUCCACCUGCACCUCCGCCUUCGUUCAAAGCUCUCUGCUUUCCCUUCUCUUCCAGUUUGAGGUUUAUUCACCGAACCACGGUUUCUUCUCUUUCUUGUUCAGCUGAAAUCUCCUCGGAUAUUGCCCUGGCGCAGAGUCACCCUGCCCCUGAUUUCAAUCCUUGGUCGGAGUUCGCUCGAAAUGUGUCUGGCGAAUGGGACGGUUUCGGAGCUGAUUUUUCGCGGGAAGGGCAACCGCUUGAACUACCUGAAUCAGUGGUUCCAGAAGCCUUUAGAGAGUGGGAAGUGAAGGUGUUCGAUUGGCAGACGCAGUGCCCCACCCUCGCCCAAUCCGACGCACAGACCUUUCUUUACAAGUCCAUCAAACUCCUUCCCACCGUUGGAUGUGAAGCUGAUGCAGCCACCCGUUACAGCAUCGAUCAGAGGAGCAUCGGGGGCAGCAAAUUGUCUGCAUUAGCGUUUUCUUAUUCUGCCAGUGGCUCCUAUGUCGCUGUGUGGCCUCUGGGGAACGACCAGCUAGAGUUGGAGCAUUGCCUGAUCAAUCCAAACGACAAGGAGUCUCGUGUGAGGAUUUUCCAGGUUGUCCGCUUAGCUGAGUCCAAAAUGUUGUUGCAGAGUGUCAAAGUUUUCUGUGAGCUGUGGGAUGGUCCGUUCAGAAAUGGCGAUCAGCUCGGAGGCUGUGCCAUCCGUAGCUCCGGGUUUGCUUCUACACCUAUCACAGCAGCUUCAGUGGUAACUGGUUCUUGGAGAGUUCUACUCGCUACCACUACCUUUCAUGCCUCUGAUUCCGGUUGUAUUCAACAAGUUACUGGCGAGAAGGUGAUUGAGAUUCUGAGAGAAGAAAAGGAUAUAAUGUUGCUCCCGAAAGAUCUCUGGUGCUCAAUCCAAGAAAGCAAAGACCGUGGAAGAAUAUUUUCAGUAGGAUGGUUGUUUGAGCCAGGCCAUGCAGUCACAUCCAGCUGCGUCUUCUCCAGCGAUUCUAAGCUAAAGGAGGUAACAAUGGGAAGAGAAACUGCUCGAUCAGAUGAAUGA
Arabis nemorensis is the source of this 1092-nucleotide messenger RNA. The record is from the annotation of a GenBank genome assembly. Lineage: Eukaryota; Viridiplantae; Streptophyta; Magnoliopsida; Brassicales; Brassicaceae.